This is a messenger RNA of Chaetomium fimeti, 1251 nucleotides long. RefSeq lists its product as uncharacterized. The transcript has a single exon. The coding region runs from base 1 to 1251 and encodes 416 amino acids. Lineage: Eukaryota; Fungi; Ascomycota; Sordariomycetes; Sordariales; Chaetomiaceae. The record is from RefSeq and is a predicted model, not a curated record.
AUGGACCACCACCCGAUCCGAGCACAGACUCAACCCCAACCAAAGAGCGAGCGAUGGGCUCCCGAAAUCUACGUCCACUUGGAGUUCAGGGUCUCAUGGGGCGGCAAGAAACAACAGCAACAGCCCUCCAAGAACCACCAGAUCACCUUCAGAUCCCGCGGCCCACGCGAAAGGUCACCGGCAUUCCCGCGUCAAGUCCCCGCACCCAACACCAAUUACCUCGCCGCCAUCCACAACUUCGACCAGAGGCAAGCCAGAGUUCGCGAAACCCGCCAGAACAACCCACACAGGCAUCACCAGAUGCAGGAGUAUUACCAGGGAGAGCAACUACGGGAACAGCAACGGCAACAACAACGACAACAAUCACGGCAGCCACCACGACAGCAACCACCCACGCAUCUUCAAGUACCCAUCAUCCGGGAACCAGAACGGCCAACAAGGGCCGACACCCGCUCAUCAUCACACGAGCGAGGCCGCUCGGCCCCGCCUCCCAUCGGUGAGAACCCAUGGGAUGUGAACAUCCCCCACCUCCAGGCAAGGAAUUCGGAGAUGACCCCUUCGGACCGCCCGACGGAAAUCAGGCGGAAACCACUGCCGGCCCCUCCAUCACAGUUCCGCCUCGGCGAUGGAGGACAACCAUGGUCGACAUGGUCCCUACCAGACGGCUACGACCCAGACACCCACCCGAAGGACGAGGAGGACUACGGAGACUACGACACCUACGAGGACAUCCCGGUCAUCUCGGAGCCGGGCGACCGAAACUCGACGACAUACGCCACGAAUCCCACCAUGGUCUCCACCUUCUCGCCCGAGCCCACCACCUUCAUGACCGAGCCCACCAUCACCGUCUCGCAGGAACCAGAACCCCGCGCGGCGGCGGCGGCGGCGCCCGUGCGGGCCCGCGACGUGGAGACGGGCCGGGCCAAGGAGCUCGGCGCCCUGUCGGCGGCCAUGAUGACGGUCGACAACGGCUUCGAGACCCAGUGGUGGAACCAGGGCCAGCGCGACACCGUCUUCAGCGGCACCACCGACGACCCCACCACCCCGGACGAGAGCCCCAUCCACCGCUGGUCCACGGGGCCCAUGUCCAUGUCGUCCACCGCCAGCCCCGUCGAGGCCCGCCUCCCCGCGGGCGUCGUCUCGCCCCUGACCGAUGCGGCCUUCAGCCCCGCGCAGGUGCCGGCGUCGCUGCUGCAGCGCACGCUGUCGACGCGGUCCGAGGAGCUGUGGUUUCGUGAGGGGAAUCAUUAG